AUGGCUGACCGGAAACAAGGAACAGGAAGCAUUUGUCUCGUACUACAACGACAAGAUGAAAUUAAUCAAGAUCUACGAUGCCGACAUGGAUAAGCCUAAACAACUAGAAUGGUUACGAGGUGGCGUUUGUGGGGCAACCGCUAAUGGCAUCCUCGGCAAAACUUUCAGAUCUCCGGAGGAACUGAAGGACUAUGUUACCCAGCACGAGGCAGACAAGAAGCAAGUCGACCAAAAGGUGGCGGAAGAACAAACACAAAAUCGAAUGGCCAAAUUAACCCCACAGAUCGGCCAGCACCAGACUUACCUGUCACCCGCCCGACGCGAUAUGAGUAGACAAAAUCCAGGAGCUUCGUCCUACAACCAAUUCGGGUGGAACAACAGGCGCUGCUUCAAUUGCGGCCAGCUCGGGCACCUAGCUCGAGACUGCUUUUCUCGCCGGUGAUGAUGGUAUGCUGAGUACGGAUGUUCGCUUGUGUUGGCUUCGAG
This is a messenger RNA of Didymodactylos carnosus, 486 nucleotides long. NCBI's taxonomy places the organism in Eukaryota, Metazoa, Rotifera, Eurotatoria, Philodinida, Philodinidae. The record is from the annotation of a GenBank genome assembly.